Molecule: messenger RNA, 1428 nt
Organism: Capsella rubella
Lineage: Eukaryota; Viridiplantae; Streptophyta; Magnoliopsida; Brassicales; Brassicaceae
Product: apoptosis-inducing factor 2
Exons: 4
Coding region: 155-1240 (361 amino acids)
Cellular component (GO): cytoplasm
Molecular function (GO): flavin adenine dinucleotide binding; electron-transferring-flavoprotein dehydrogenase activity
Source: RefSeq, a predicted model, not a curated record
UACCUCUCUGACAACCUUACUACAAAGCUUCUAUCUCUAUAUAUAUAUAUGGACUCUUCAAAUCAAUUUGGAAGAAGAAGAAACAUAAAGAAGAACAUUCAAAAAAAAAUCUUAGAUUUGUUUUAAGUUUAUUUGGAGCUUCAAAUUGAUACAAAUGGAACCUGGGUCUAGACAGGGUAAGAGAGUGGUGGUGAUCGGCGGCGGUAUCGCCGGCUCACUGGCCGCGAAAUUGCUUCAGUCCGAUGCUGACGUAACCCUCAUCGAUCCGAAGGAGUACUUUGAGAUUACAUGGGCUAGUUUGAGAUCAAUGGUGGAGCCUAAGUUUGCUGAGAGAACUGUUAUUAACCAUAAGAGUUACUUGAAACAAGGCCGUGUUGUAACUUCUCCGGCGAUCGGUAUUACAGAGAGUGAUGUAAUCACUCAAGAUGGAUCUGUGAUUGGCUAUGAUUAUCUUGUGAUUGCUACAGGUCACAAUGACUUGUUCCCUAAAACUAGACAAGAGAAGCUGUCACAUUACCAAGCUGAAUAUGAAAAGAUUAAAGCUUCUGAAUCAGUUCUGAUUGUUGGUGGAGGUCCAUCUGGUGUGGAGCUAGCUGCAGAAAUCGCUGUUGAUUUCCCGGAAAAGAAGGUCACUCUGGUUCACAAAGGACCAAGAUUGCUUGAAUUUGUUGGACAAAAAGCUGCUGACAAAGCAUCUGACUGGUUAGAAUCAAAGAAAGUGGAAGUGAUAUUGAACCAAUCUGUGGAUUUGAGUUCAGCUUCAGAUGGAAACAAAACAUACCGGACUUCUGGAGGCGAAACUAUACACGCAGAUUGCCAUUUCCUCUGCGUUGGGAAACCUCUGUCUUCACAAUGGCUCAAUGGAACUGUACUGAAAGAUAGCUUGGAUGGUAAAGGAAGGGUCAUGGUUGACGAGUACUUGCGGAUUAGGGGUCAAAGCAAUGUAUUCGCCAUUGGAGAUAUCACUAAUAUCCCUGAGAUGAAACAAGGAUAUAUAGCAGAGAGUCAUGCUAAUGUGGCUGUGAAGAACAUAAAGGUAAUGAUGUCAGGUGGGAAAAAGAAGAUGUCAACAUACAAGCCCGGUUCAGAGAUGGCUAUUGUAUCUUUAGGAAGAAAGGACUCUGUGGCUCAGUUCCCGUUUGUUACAGUUGUUGGUUGCCUCCCUGGUUUGAUCAAGUCGAAGGAUCUAUUUGUUGGGAAGACGAGGAAGACAAGAGGAUUAAAUCCUAAACUUGUUUAAGGUUGAGUCCGGUAGUGUGUUUCAGGUUUCAUCUUGAGAGUUGCUUUUGUGCAAGAUGUAAUCAUGUUUGUGUUGAUCUCAUUGUUUCAGUGUGUAGUGAGUGUUGGUUUGCUUAUGUUGUUGUGUAUCUCAUGUAUAAGUAAUCUAUAAAUAAUAAAGUGGUUUUAUUUCAAAAAUAAAUAAAUAAU